Messenger RNA from Rosa chinensis, 1099 nucleotides. RefSeq lists its product as uncharacterized. Gene Ontology annotation, molecular function: cysteine-type peptidase activity. Gene Ontology annotation, biological process: proteolysis. The coding region runs from base 166 to 1020 and encodes 284 amino acids. The record is from RefSeq and is a predicted model, not a curated record. The transcript is spliced from 7 exons. Lineage: Eukaryota; Viridiplantae; Streptophyta; Magnoliopsida; Rosales; Rosaceae.
UAUAGCACCGAUUCUCUCUCAAACUCGGUUGGGAUGUUGCAGCACCGAGUUCUCUCUCAAACACGAAACUAGGCUGUUAUCUGCACCCUAUUGUUGCACAUGUUUCGAUUCCAUCACCACCGAUAAGAUUGCAAUCCACCCCGACUCGUUAGGCACAGGUUUGAUAUGCAAGACAGUGGCUUCCAAUUAUUCGAAAGUAACAAGGUCGACACAAACCUAAGUGAAGAUUUGGAUGAGCAUAUGGAAGAUGAAUUGACUGGGAGUAUUGGAGACAUGUUUGAUAUGGAAGACAGUGGUUUACAAGAUCAUUGCAAAAACUCCGUUAGUGAAGAUUUGAAUGACCAUAUGGAAGAUACAAACGGUACACCAGACGAAGAAUUUGAUGAUCGUAUACUCUUCAAAGGCAAGCCGUAUAAGGACUUGACAUUAGAGGAUCUUCGUGGUGUUGAGUUCAAGAGUGUGGAAGACGUGGACAGAUUCUACUCCUAUUAUUCAUUGGCAAUGGGUUUCAGCAUGAGGAAGUUUAAACUUGACAAGAAUCGUUCUGGAACACAAUUCAACAGAAGAGUGCUGGUUUGCUCAAAACAAGUUGCGAGUGUCGAAGGAAUGCACGUCACAAGGACUGAUCUUCAAUGCCUCGGUCCAAGGGAGCUUGUCUGCAGCCUUGUUAUAAAUAUAUUUGUGGAGUACCUUAACGAAAUAGGAAAGGAGGAUUGGUAUGUCCCAACAUACUUCGGGAGAAACUCUAUAAAAAUGGGAGACAACAUGUCAACUCAAGAAUGGAUUCAACAGACUAAAAGACUAAGUAGGCUUGACAGAUUCAUUGGCCAUUUUGCCAAAUGCAGAAGGAUUUUUAUCCCAAUGCACGACCCAGGAAUACAAGAGAAGGAUGCACAUUGGUAUUUAUUGGUGGUGCAUGUCAGAGAUAGGUCUGCAGAGAUCCUUGAUAGUGCUCCAAAUCCUUCCAAAACAAUAUCCCGGCAAAGAGAUGCACGGGCAGCGGUAUGGUUCUUCAAGUAACAUAAAUAAGCUACAAAAUAUCCACAUACUAUAGGUGUAAUUUGAUCUUAAUUUCCUCAAACAUAAGUUUACAUGUUUU